AUGGUCGCCCCAUCAAGUCAAUUCCAACGCCACAGGACACUAUGCGCGAACCCGGGAGUAUACCCCAAUACUCAGCUGCGCGAGCCGCGACCACAUGAGGUGCAUAUACUCAAAAAGCAUGCAAAGUACUUGGAAGAAAAUGACGAAAGGCUGUUCAACGAUGAUCCGGAGGAGCACUUGACUGACAUCUUUGAGAUUGAUGCCGAAAAAUCAAUAAACUUGAAAAUGAAUCAUUUCCGCACAUGCGAUACACAGCUUCAACAUAUGCAGCAUGAGGCAACCCAAUGGGACAUUAGGCAUGUAUUUUUCAAGGCGAAUGAUUCGAGAUCUCCUCUAAACUGUUCUUCGGACAUGCUCAAGUCGUGUUUCACAUUUCACCAAGUUGACGCUUCAUUUUUGGAAUCCCUGUAUACAUUUGGUGACCAGGAGAAGCCAUUGGACCUUUGCCUUGCUCACUUCAAAAGUUCUCAUACCAUUGACCUGGAUGAGGGUAGUCUGAUUGCUAUUCCCGAACUACGUCUGUCUGGACGCGAUCUACGAAUGUCCUAUCUAUUGAGAUCCAUGGAAUAUGAUACAAGUUCAAGUAACCAAAACAAGUGGAAGUGGAACUUGCGGCAAACCGCUGUAUACCACUCCUUUGACGUCGAGACUGGACAGUCAUUUUGGUGCAAUAUCAAAGCAAACGAUGAAUUCAAAAACAGAAUCAAGGACAGCACGUCACAUCUGAAUCUAGGCAUACCGGGACUGGAGCAGGAAUUUCGAGUGUAUCGUUUAUUUGCAGCAGCUCUGUCAACACACUUGAUCUAUUUAUUAUGGUGUGACGAAAACUGGAGGUGGUGCAUAAAUGAUAUGGAGGUCGCGAUCAACGAAAUUCUGCAAAAAGCACGGCUCGCCGAAAUCGACGAUACAAAAUCUACGGUACCCGAGCACCUCCUCAGAAGAGCCACCACGAUGAACUCAACGAUUUCAAGACAAACACGAGGAACCGCUCCACGAGCCUCAUCAGGACUCAUGCACCACUUAGUGCAAGCUCCGCACAGAUACGUGCUGGCACUGCGUGAGUCAUUGUUUGGGCCACAAAAGUCUAUAGACGACGUGGAAAUGGCGGCGCCUGUGGGCAAUUCUGUCGACCGAAAACCUCAGCCCGAUCGGAAACCUCAACCUAUGCAGCAUCCCUUGCUCACUCUGGAUCAAUUCCGUGUCAGCGAACUACAAGCGCUGCAGCUGUGGGGAGAAAGGAUCGAGCGAUGGGUGUUGGCGGUGCAACUGAACAUCACAGUUCUCCGUGAAAUAUCUGCAUACUAUAGCAGUCUAACCGGCUCAUUGCUUAAAGUGCACCCCAGUAUGGCGCAGAAAUACGAGCUAGAGAUCAGACAUUUCGGGCAAGAAGUUACAAACAUUGUAAGGGGGCUUGAGACAAGGAAGAUACAGUUGCAAUCUCUUGCAGCGCAGCUUUCCGAGGGGCAAAAAUUGUACGACGGUCUUUUACAGUACCGAAAUAUUCAAAUCGGGCAAACAUUUGCAGAAAGUGCUGAGACUUCGGCAAAGAAAAUGCAGACUAUUGCGUACAAGACGGCACAGGAGACGGCAUCGAUGCACAUCAUUACCAUUGUCACCUUGAUAUUCCUUCCAGGCACAUUUGUCGCAACCUUCUUCCAGAGCGGUGUAUUCUGGUGGAAGGAUGCACCUGAUGAUAUGGAGGGCGGGUGGAGCUAUCGCGGGGACGCAUUUGCUUUCUUCUCGUGUCUGUGCUUCCCACUCAUGAUUGCAACGCUUGGAGUGUGGCUUGGUGUCUGGUACAACAUGAGGAGGGAUCGGCGGAAAGAAGAGGAAAAUAAUCAUGCGGCUGGAUAA
Messenger RNA from Pestalotiopsis fici W106-1, 1854 nucleotides. RefSeq lists its product as uncharacterized. The coding region runs from base 1 to 1854 and encodes 617 amino acids. The record is from RefSeq and is a predicted model, not a curated record. NCBI's taxonomy places the organism in Eukaryota, Fungi, Ascomycota, Sordariomycetes, Amphisphaeriales, Sporocadaceae. The transcript has 5 exons.